Molecule: messenger RNA, 3362 nt
Organism: Clarias gariepinus (North African catfish)
Lineage: Eukaryota; Metazoa; Chordata; Actinopteri; Siluriformes; Clariidae
Gene: rras
Product: RAS related
Exons: 7
Coding region: 334-924 (196 amino acids)
Biological process (GO): signal transduction
Cellular component (GO): plasma membrane
Molecular function (GO): GTP binding; GDP binding; GTPase activity
Source: RefSeq, a predicted model, not a curated record
GAAGAACAAAGUAGCUUCUGGGCACAAAAUCGAGAGAGAGAGAGAGAGAGACACUCACUCACUCCACUGGGGAGAGAAAUCACCACGGGGGGAAAAAUUCAGAACACAUUCCUGAAAUCUGCGGAAGUUUAUUACUCUGUGGUUGUGUGAUGGUGUGUGUGUGAGUGAGUGUGUGUGAGCCCCUCGGUGUGAAACUUCAGCGCGUUUUAAGGAAGUUAAUCUGCACGAGCGCUCUCUCUCUCUCUCACACACACUUAAACUUUUCCUCUCGAGAACUUUGGCAGAAGCUAAUCAGGCUAAUUCACUCAGGGCGGCGGCGGAAAGAAGACAGACAUGUCGUCAGAUGAGAGAUUCAAGCUGGUGGUGGUGGGUGGAGGUGGUGUGGGCAAAAGCGCCCUCACUAUUCAGUUCAUCCAGUCGUACUUCGUGUCUGAUUACGACCCGACCAUCGAGGACUCGUACACCAAAAUCUGCAACGUGGAUGGGAAGGAGACCCGGUUAGACAUUCUGGACACGGCAGGUCAAGAAGAGUUUGGGGCGAUGAGAGAGCAGUACAUGCGAUCAGGAGAAGGCUUCCUACUGGUGUUUGCUCUGAAUGACAUUGGAAGCUACAACGAAAUCCAGAAGUUUCACACUCAGAUUCUGCGGGUAAAAGAUCGAGAUGAUUUCCCCAUGGUCCUCGUGGGCAACAAGUCUGACCUGGAGCAUCAUAGAGCGGUGUCAAGAGAGGAGGCCAUGUCUUUUGCCAAAGAGAACCGGAUCCACUAUAUGGAGUCAUCAGCGAAGAACCGCUACAAUGUGGACGAGGCUUUUCUGGAGGUGGUGCGAGCAAUAAGAAAGUUCCAGGAGACGGAGAGUCCUCCUCAGCUCCCCAAUCACCCUGGGAAGCACAAGGGCGGCGGGUGUCCCUGCACCAUCCUCUGAUCACCCUCACACACUGUCAACACGGAGCCUGAACCCCCCUCCCCAAUGUCUGGUGCCUUGUGUACGUGUGUCUGUGUGCGCGCAUCUGCUUAUCGUCAGUGAGGAGUGUGUGAUGGAGCAAAGGUGUUUAAAUAUGUUUAUUUUUUCCUUGCUGCACUUUUUUUACAUUAAGUACAUUUAAAAGUAUAUCUUAUUGAUUUUAUGUUUAUAGGAGUGUGUGUACAGCAGUGUAGCGAGCAGCAUCAGACACAGCUGUACAUAUGUAGUGUGUGAAUAUUAAAGACGCACACACACAGUGUCUGAUUGAGCUGCUAGAGCUGUUAUUAUUAUUAUUCGCUAUAAAUAACAUCAGAAGGGAAAACUGUAGUGAUUCUCACUCUGCAGUCCCGUGUGUGUGUGUGUGUGUGUGUGUGUGUGUGUGUGUGUGUGUGUGUGUGUGUGUGCGUGCACGCACGCACGUGUGCGCACACUGAAAAGAGCAGGAAUCCUCUUUACUCCAGAUUCACUGGGAAGAGAAAUGUAAAAGCAGCUGUUGAGCUCAGUGAAGGUUGAAGCGGAUCGAGCUGUGAACCUGGAACCUGCAGCCGCUCCACACGAGUCGUGUCGGGGUUCAGAUCAGACAGACGAGAGAGAAAAUCUUCCCAAAUCUCUUCUUAUGGACUUUUCUCUUUAAUCUGUGACUUUGACAUGCUGCAGUGAUUCAGUAAAACGCUGCUCUGCUUCCUUUACACAUUCCUGAGGGGUGUGUGGAGUUCGGACGCCAUCACACACACACACACACACACACACACACACACACAGCCCUUGGAACAAGUGGUUUUUCUCUUAUUCCAUCUCUGAAAGAAGCAACCUGACAUCUUUUUUAUUUUUUUACAUCUUUUGACCUAAAUCAGUGUUUUAUUUUAAAUGCCUGUGUACUGUCGGAGCUCAGAAGCUGCACGUAGACGUCUGUUCCCCCUGAGUUUGGUUUUCUGUUUUUUUUUUCCUUCACUGUAGGGUCGAGAGCCACCCCUCCAAAGUGACAGAGUAGAGAGGGGUCAGAGUGAAGCACGCUGUAGUUUCCCUUUAAUCAGUAAAACUCUUUUCACUGUGAGGAGAUUGUCUUCUUGCUUUUUAGACACCUUCAGCUCCCUCACCAAGACAAUCAGUGUGUACCGCACUAAACCUGAGGCUGGAGUCUUCCUUGUUGGCUGCUUCAACCUUUUUAGCGCCAGUUCUGGGAUGAAGUGAACUUGUAGAAGUGCCAGCUGAUUUAUCAAGAUGUUUGUUUUGAAUGAUUUCUCAAACCAAUCCUCAACGGUGUGCAGUCUGGUGUUUGUUCAGUUCUCAUCUGCUCUAUAAGAACACCGUGUCCAAGUGGGUUCAUCUCAUCCUGAUUUACAACAUCCCUAGAGAGGCAUCAGGACAGGCGUGUCGGUGUGUCUGUUGAGUACGUACCCAGUACAGAGAGUGGGCUCACUUUUAUCACCUGAUCGGGGAAUGGAUCCCACCUCACGACAUGCCAAUCAAACACCUGAUUAGUGUGUGGUGUUUAGAAAGGUCUGGGCAGGCCACACCCCCUCGUCACCUGCAAGUGUAAAUGUAAGGUGAUGAACCUGACGCUGGCCCCUCCCCAGUGCGUUAAUUAGGAGCAUACGAGUGUUAAUGCAGACGUGAGCGCAGGAGUGUGUUGAGUGAGUGUUUAAAAUAAGGGUUUAAAACAGUGCUGAUGAGAAAGACCUGCAGUGUUUCCUCCAGUGACUCAGUCUGAGCCUGCAGUGAUUUAAACUCCUCGCACACACACUAUCGUGUUGUCUUUAACAUGCCUGAUGAUUUAAUACAGAAUGAAAGGUGGGGAUGAGACGAAGUGUUUGAGCAGAUGCUUCAGUGACAGCUUUUGAUUUUAAUACAUUAACCAAAGAACACGCUGUUAAACCUGUGAGCGUUUGCACACCUUUGGUUAAGUAAGAGUAGUUUGACACUAAACCAUUUUUUUUUCUUUUUUUGGUGUGUGAUUUUGUACUGUAACGCAGAGUGUAUGUUUGUGUGUGUGAAAGAGAGAAAGAGAUGGUACUCCAUUAAUGAAUCUGCAGAAGCCUUUACUGUUUUUCAUGUGCCUUGUUUUUUUUAUUUUUUAAAGAAACUGCUGCCUCCUGCUGCACCGCUCUUUUUCCAGCAGAGGGCGCUGUACACACACUUCCCAGCACAGACACGCCUUCAUGUUUAGAUUAGACUCAUCAAGCAUCAGAUUCAGUCUGAAACUCGUGUGUGUGUGUGUGUGUGUGUGUGUGUGAGAGAGAGAGUUAAAUGGGAAAUGAUAUUAAUGUUCCAUACAGCACAGGAUCCAUCAGUACAAUCAUUUUAAAUCAAACUUUGCAUCACAUUUUAUUUUAUAUUGAAAUUGAUUUUAAAAACUUCUUUUUGUACACAAUUAAAGUAGUAUUUACGUUAUAAUGCUG